AUGGACCCUUCUGAGGCAAAGAAACGUGUGUAUGAAAAAGUCAUGAAAUUUGAACCUGAAAAGGUUGCGAGGGAGAUUAUAGGCUAUAUUUUCUUGCAAGACUAUCCAGAGCAGGAAAUGAUUCGAUUAGCGUUAGGCCCUGAUACGUUAAUUCGCAAUGUGAUCCAGGAAGCAAAAGAUUCAUUUGACGUAAACUCAACUCCAGUGUUCCGCAGCCCUUCUAUGACUGCAGUCAAUAUAGUAGAUCCAGCACUACGGUUUGCAAAUUUUUCAUCCACUUACCCUGUAUCCGCUCCUCGCUGCAAACCUCAACUCUCUGAUGAACAUUCUUAUUUAGCUGAAAUUCUCUACUCCAGGAAUGAGCAGCCGCAACAGUUCCACCCUCUUGAAGAAACAAUGUACUUUGAGAAUUUGAAUUACCCAAGUGAUUACUGCUAUCCAGAAGCUCCCCUUAUCAGGCGCUACAGAAAUUCUCCAAGUUCGUUUAAAUUUCCGAAGCCUUGCCACUAUUUCAACAAAGGGUUCUGUAGAAAUGGUGACAGCUGUAGGUACUUUCAUGGUCCAUUUCCCGAGAGCUACCCACUUACGAUUGAUCCUAAUCUUUGUGAAAAUGGUGAUGAAGAUGAAGUACUUUCACCUGGUUCCCUCGAGAAAUUUGAGCUAGAGCUAACGGAGCUCUUGAAAGAUAAGAGAGGGAAUCCUGUUUCAAUUGCAUCCCUGCCCAUGAUGUAUUCUGCCAAGUACGGGAAAGUACUCCAAGCGGAAGGGUAUCUAACCGAGAGCCAAAGAAAUGGUAAAGCUGGCUAUAAUUUGACAAAGCUUCUAGCUCGAUUGAAGUUUGUUCGUCUGAUUGAAAGGCCUCAUGGACAACAUUCUGUAGUUCUGGCUGAAGAUGCAGCGAAGUACAUGGACACUCAUGGUGUAAGAAGUGAUCCAGGUCCUAUCGUUAGUGAUUCACGUCAAAUAUAUUUGACGUUCCCUGCUGAGAGCACUUUUACGGAGGAAGAUGUCUCUGCUUACUUCGACACUUUUGGGCCAGUUCAAGAUGUACGAAUGCCAUGUCAGCAGAAACGAAUGUUUGGAUUUGUUACAUUCUUCAGCACAGAUACUGUAAAAAUGGUUUUGUCUACAGGAAAUCCACAUUAUGUGUGUGGUGCUCGCGUUCUUGUCAAACCUUAUAGGGAGAAGUCUAAGCUAUCUGAAAGAAAGCACCAGGAGAGACUGGAGUCGUCAAUAUUUUACCACUUCGAUUCUAGGCUUCAAGAAAAAUUUAAGUCCCCUAGAAUGCUACGGAAACAUUUAAUGGAAGAGCAAUUCCUUGAACAUGAGGCUAGGCGACUUGCACAGCUGCAGUUAUCGCGAAAACGCAUGGCCACUCUGCCCUAUUUUGGCCCUCCCAUGGACGAAUUUAACAUUUCUCAACCAGAACAUUCCAGCCAUCUAUUAGAUGUUCGGAACAGUGGAUCCCCGGAUGAAGAUAAUUCCAAGAAUUCAGAUGAAAGCCAUUAUGCUGACGACGAUAGCAAUCAACGAAUCAACCUGCCAGACAGUCCAUUCGCAUCAAGAGUAGCGAGCAGUAUAGCUGAAUUUUUAUAG
Molecule: messenger RNA, 1596 nt
Organism: Solanum verrucosum
Lineage: Eukaryota; Viridiplantae; Streptophyta; Magnoliopsida; Solanales; Solanaceae
Product: zinc finger CCCH domain-containing protein 18-like
Exons: 7
Coding region: 1-1596 (531 amino acids)
Molecular function (GO): metal ion binding; RNA binding
Source: RefSeq, a predicted model, not a curated record